Molecule: messenger RNA, 740 nt
Organism: Vanessa atalanta (red admiral)
Lineage: Eukaryota; Metazoa; Arthropoda; Insecta; Lepidoptera; Nymphalidae
Product: 23 kDa integral membrane protein-like
Exons: 5
Coding region: 66-740 (224 amino acids)
Cellular component (GO): membrane
Source: RefSeq, a predicted model, not a curated record
ACACCGAAAGGGGAACGCACAUUUUUUUAUACAUUAAUUAAUACAAAGUGAAAAGAUAUUUCGAUAUGAGCAUGAUAGGGUGUGUUGGUUCUUUGGGUAAAAACAUUUUGCUCCUCUCAAAUCUUUUCUUUGUGCUGGCUGGAGUAGCUCUGAUAGGUUUGGGAGUGGCGACGGAACUACCGGUUCUCUGGGUAUCAGACCUCUUCGAUGAUUCACAAAUAAUUCAGCUGGCACCCAUCGUGGCGAUCGUUGCCGGAUGUGUCGUCUUCACGAUAAGCUUCUUUGGAUGCUGUGGGGUCAUCAAGGAGAGCCAGUGCAUGCUUGUUAUUUACGCCUUCUGUAUGAUACUCCUCGCGGUAUUAAAAGUAACGCUCUGUACAUUAAUUAUUAUCAAGCAUGAUGAUUUCUUUGAUGGCCUCUCUCGACUACUCACAGAAUCGUUUAUCGAUGAUCCAUUGGAUUUCCAGAAUAUCGAGAGAAUAUUCGUAUGUUGCGGCCCCUUGGGCCCUGUCUCGUACCUCAACGCUACUUUACCAGAUUCGUGCUGCUUUCGACCAGUCUGCACUAUACUCAAUGCUUACAAAGGAUGCAAUAAAGUCAUAGAGAACUUUUUCUACGCCAUUGGCUUAGCGACGAUUAUCAUCGCCGCUAUCGUAGCUGCCUUUGAGUUCUUAGCGGCCGUUAUAAGCUGUUGUGUCGCCAACUAUAUCCGCAUCAAAGGCAGACAAAGACUUUAUUAG